Messenger RNA from Dreissena polymorpha, 1914 nucleotides. RefSeq names its product putative defense protein 1. The transcript has 4 exons. NCBI's taxonomy places the organism in Eukaryota, Metazoa, Mollusca, Bivalvia, Myida, Dreissenidae. The coding region runs from base 254 to 916 and encodes 220 amino acids. Gene Ontology annotation, molecular function: oxidoreductase activity, acting on metal ions. The record is from RefSeq and is a predicted model, not a curated record.
AUACUCCUAUACUUCGUAUUGACACACAAGUUUAAUCAGAAAACCUCCUUCUUACAUCAACCUAAGUAUGACACAUUCAAAUACGCGUGUUUGGCAUUCCAAAAGCUGUCGUGAGAAUUUCGCAAAAUAGAAUUGUGUGGUUUUGGCUUCAAGAAAUCGAUUCCAUGCUUAAAAUGACUUAACGAUACAGUUUUCCCGGGACAGUAUUGCAUUUCUUAACCGCUAAGUUUCAUUUUUCAGAACAAAACCUGACAUGAUACACACGAUGCAACGGUUGUUGAUUUCCCUCGCGUUGGUGCUCGUCUGUUGUCAUGGUUACGCACUCGGCCCGCCCAUCGAGGCCUGCGUGGAGAUGUUUCCUUUAGAUCACGGAGCUGACGCCCGAAAAGACUCGUCCCCGUUCACCAUGACCAUCAACGCUACGUCAUAUUCUCCGGGUGACGUCAUUAAAGUGGUUCUAAACACGUCUGAGAUCUACGGCCACUACUUCCUGGAAGGCUUGUUCGUGCAGAUGAGGCCCGUCACGUGCUUGAACACUUCCGUCGGAACGUUCUCUAUUGAGACGGGGGACGACUUCCUCAAAACAAUGGACUGCUUUGCUAAACCCGCGAGCGCCAUAGCGCAUUACUCGCACGAGCAUAUCCACGACCGCACUUUCUAUUGGACAGCGCCAUCUACAGCCAACGGCCAUCUUUAUCUCAGAGCUACCGUUGCCAGAAACCUGAAGAACUUCUGGACGAACGUGUUCAGCGAUUUUAUCCUUGACGCCAGCAUUCCGAAUGCAUCUCCUACCACACUGAAGACCUGCGCCGUGAGGUCAAAACAAACUUCCGGUGUUUCCAUAACAACCAGCAGCAGCGUCGUGAUUUUUGCAGCUCUCGUUGUUUUGGCCUUUGUCACAAAGUUGACGAAUUGAUAACUUGUAUUUGUCGAUAUGUAUGCUUCAUUUAGUUUCUUUCUCGAAAUAUUGUAGAUUACUUGUAUACGACUGGUUAUAACGUGCGUGUACAUGGAAAUCACACAGUCAUAUAUAGACUUUAUAACUAUGAUGUUAGCGUGCACAAGACGUUAAAAUUCAACAUGAAAGAAUGAACAUAUGUCGUGUGUUUCUGCUGCUUUUGUGGAUCUUCGGAAUUAUUGCUUACUUUCAUGUUUUAAACUAGUAUAGACCAGUAGAAACUUAAUUUUAUAGAUUUAAACAGCGUAUCACAUAACGCAGUCAUUUUUGAAAAUCAUCCCAACGUUCCUCCAAUAUACAAAAGAAAUCUUAAAAUAAACGUUAGCCUUUGCUACGCAAUCUAAAUCUUUAAAAAAAAACGUUCAUGACCACUGUAACAAGUUUUUAAUGCAGAAAUCAUCCUAGGAAACAAUGACUUGACAUUAUGCUUAAAAGGUAGUUUCUUUUAACAAAUAAGACCGACCGUACAUUUGUAUGUUUUGUGUGCGUAUCUAAGCCAUUUUUUAUUGCAGGCUAUGAGAGGAUUGGUCAUAAAAAAAAUUCUAUGGUCAUGGUCACCCUAUCUCUGAUUCUUUAGGACAAUUGUCGGGUACCAGCUUACCAAAAACAAUUUGUAAAAUGACCGCCGAGAUCACAGGUAGAAGUAACGUACCCUGUAUAGUGUAUGGGCCCAGGAGCCCAAUAUAUUCGAAUACAUGUAUAAAAUCAUGUUUAUGAUAUAAAAAUUGACAAGGAGCCAUGAAAAAAAUCCCCACCCUCUGAUAUUGGAAUCAUAAUAUCAUUAUAUAAAAAUGGCAGAAAGAAAACAAGCAUGAAUGCAGUGUUUUAUAUGCACAUGUACUUGUAUAAUAAUUUAAAUACUCAAAUAUUUUUAGUUUUUGUUUCUUUAAUGAUCUGUGUGUAUAUUAUUUUGAGACUUUGUAUCAUGAUAAUAUGAAUGAAAUGGGCAAAACUGU